Notothenia coriiceps (black rockcod) is the source of this 547-nucleotide messenger RNA. RefSeq names its product ran-binding protein 9-like. Gene Ontology annotation, molecular function: protein binding. Lineage: Eukaryota; Metazoa; Chordata; Actinopteri; Perciformes; Nototheniidae. The coding region runs from base 26 to 547 and encodes 173 amino acids. The record is from RefSeq and is a predicted model, not a curated record. The transcript is spliced from 5 exons.
CCAGAGUCUGUCUUGUCUCUUCAGGAUGGUGGCUUCCUACCUGGUUCAUCACAGCUACUGCGCCACGGCUGAAGCUUUCGCUAAAUCCACAGACCAGGCCGUGCACGAGGAGCUGGCCUCCAUCAAAAACAGACAGAAGAUCCAGAAGCUGGUGUUGUCAGGCAGAAUGGGCGAGGCCAUCGAGACCACCACGCAGCUGUACCCCACCCUGCUGGAGAGGAACCCCGACCUGCUCUUCAUGCUCAAAGUGAGACAGUUCAUAGAGAUGGUGAACGGGACGGACAGUGAGGUGAGAUGUCUGGGGGGUCGCAGCCCAAAGUCUCAGGACAUUUACCCCGCCUCCCCCCGGCCCUUCAGCCCGAGCCACAAAGCCAGCGGCUCCCUGCCAGGGUCCGACGGCACCUGCUGUAAUGGAGUGACGUCCAAUAAGAGCCACAGCACCCCCCCUCACAGUCACAAGCCCUGCCCCCCCGCCUCACCCCCNACCUGUUGGGAGUCAAACAGCAGCUGGCUGCCGACCACACCUCCUCCACCUGCUGCUCAAUAA